AAAGAGAGAUUCCCACAAACGAGAAAAAAUGGCUUCUCCCACCACUCUCACAAUAUUCUCACUCAUAAUCCUCUCUCUCGUAUACGCCUCCGCCUCCGCCUCCGCCACAAACCCGGCGGGCAGCUUCAUCAGAAGCUCAUGCAAGGCCACCACAUACCCCGCCGUGUGCGAGAAGUCCCUCUCAACAUACGCGUCAAGCAUCAACAAAAGCCCGCGGCAGCUGGUGAUGACGGCGCUGACAGUGAGCGUCCACACGGCCGAAUCGACAAAAUCAUUCGUGGCGAAGCUCACAAAGUUCCGCGGGCUGAAGCCGAGGGAGCGCUCCGCCAUCAAGGACUGCUUGGAGGAGAUCAGCGACAGCGUCGAUAGGCUCAGCAAAUCGGUGAAGGAGCUCAAGAACUUGGGCCGGGGCAAGGGCCCGGAGUUCACUUGGCACAUGAGCAAUCUGCAGACGUGGGUCAGCGCCGCGCUCACCGAUGACUCCACCUGCUCGGACGGCUUUUCGGGCCGGGCCUUGAAUGGCCGGAUCAAGAACUCCAUCAGGACCCGGAUGACUAAUGUGGCGCAGGUUACUAGUAAUGCGCUCGCGCUCUGUAAUAAGUUUGCGGACAAGUAUAAUUAAGUCGUCUGGUUUUGUGUUUUUAGUUCACAUGUACGAGGUUGAGUUGAGUGAUCGAGUGCUUUUGUUUGUCCAUGUUUAUUUUAGUUUGAUUGUAUGAUAUAUAAUGAUGGCGAUCUCGCCCCAGUUUGUAAUAUAAUGAAAUUAUACCACUGAUCUAUUUAAAUGUACUACUACUAAUUACAGCAA
Salvia splendens (bonfire salvia) is the source of this 808-nucleotide messenger RNA. RefSeq names its product 21 kDa protein. NCBI's taxonomy places the organism in Eukaryota, Viridiplantae, Streptophyta, Magnoliopsida, Lamiales, Lamiaceae. Gene Ontology annotation, molecular function: enzyme inhibitor activity. Gene Ontology annotation, biological process: negative regulation of catalytic activity. The transcript has a single exon. The record is from RefSeq and is a predicted model, not a curated record. Bases 29 to 622 code for a protein of 197 amino acids.